AUGAUAUCAAUUGACUCUUUACCGCCUGAAAUUCACCUAACCGUUUUAAAUUAUUGCGAUUUCUUCUCAUUGCUUCAAUUACGACAAGUAUCGAAAUACUAUAAAUGGCUUGCUGAGUAUAAUUUAUGUUAUCGAAGUCAUCUUGAUGUUGUCGGUGAUUAUUUAGCAAUAUUUAAUAAAUAUAAGCGGCAACACUUUGCUCUAUUAAAUGAGCAAAAUGACUGUGAUGCAGUUUUUGAUAAAAUUUUUACAUUCAUCAACCUUUACAUGCCCUCUUUGCGUGACCUUUCAUUGCGUCAUUGUUCAGUUGUCCUUACGUUAGCUGGCUUAAUUCAGUUGGCAUCAGUUGUGCCAAGAUUAUAUCGAUUGGAUUUAAGUCAAUCCUGUAAUAAGCCACGUUUUGAAACUGAUGCUAUCUUAGCUUUGCAAUAUUUUCGACAACUGAAAGUAUUGAUAAUGGAUGGAUUUGUGAUUCAAAAAAGUGCUGGCAAAGGAUGUUCUCAUCGAUUAGAAGUGCCUCCCUUACGUCAUAUGGAACAUUUGGAGACUCUUGUGCUCAAUUGUCCAUAUGACACUUUAGCUAAAAUAUUGUAUUCAUUGUGUGAAAGUCAUUGUCAUCUGUAUAAAUUGAAGCAUAUAAGUUAUCAUUGUUAUGAUAUUGUAUAUACAGCUUGGCGUACGGUAUAACACAGCGAAAUAUCCCGAAUUACUGAUUUGGUUCUUACUAACACAUCACUCAUUGCGUUUUGUACAUAUUUGGAAUGCUUUAUUUGCUACUAAUGAUCAGUUGAAACGAUUUUAUACUGCAUUAAUUUCAUUACCAAAACUCACUGAAUUACAUUUGGAAAGUUGUGAAUUGUGUGAUCGAAUUGACUCCUCGAUAGAAGUUCAAUUCCUUAAAAGUAUUACUAUGCGUGGUAUUCGUUGGAAUGGUUUAGUACGUAGUAUGCGUUAUAAUCCUGAUAAUAAUCGAUAAGCUACCAUAUCAAAUC
Messenger RNA from Loa loa (African eye worm), 992 nucleotides. RefSeq lists its product as hypothetical. The record is from RefSeq and is a predicted model, not a curated record. Bases 1 to 687 code for a protein of 228 amino acids. Lineage: Eukaryota; Metazoa; Nematoda; Chromadorea; Rhabditida; Onchocercidae. Gene Ontology annotation, molecular function: protein binding. The transcript has 6 exons.